UGCAUCCCCUACUCAGUGAGCGCACCAGAGCCAUGCAGUGAGGAGUCCCAGCUGUGACCAUCCAUUCCCCAGAGCAGCCUGCAGACAGCUCCCUGCCCCACUGCCAGCCAGGACUGAACCCGCGCAGUGAAGAACAGAGUAGCGCACCCCAACUCAAGAUGCAGAGGUGGACUAGUCUCCUGUUUCUAUCUUUGAUCUUUUGCGCCACCCUCUCAGAGACCUUUGGACUCGUUUUAUCAGCAAAAGAAAAAAGGGGCUGGACUUUGAAUAGUGCUGGUUACCUACUUGGGCCACGUCGUAUUGAUCAGCUUUUACUGAUACAGGAAAUGCCCAUUGCAAGGGGGAGAGAAGAGGCACCUGGGGAAUAUGCAGUAGAUAAUCACAGAUCUUUUAUUGACAAACAUGGCCUAGCUGGUAAACGUGAGAUACAGCCCGAAGAGGAUAUAAAAAUAGGUAAUCUUGGGAGACCAGUGGUUGACGACAAUGUUGUACGCACAGUAAUUGAAUUUUUGACUUACUUGCAUCUUAAAGAGGCUGGGGCACUAGAUAAUCUACUUUCAUCAGAAGAAACAAAUCAGUCCUGAAAAAUAAUGUAUUUAUACUUUGUUGUAUUGUAAAUGAAGACUAAACUCUAAACAGAGCUUUAAAUGAACAGAAGAUGGUGAUUAUUGUUUACAUUACUCUUAUACAGAG
Molecule: messenger RNA, 693 nt
Organism: Malaclemys terrapin pileata
Lineage: Eukaryota; Metazoa; Chordata; Testudines; Emydidae
Product: galanin peptides-like
Exons: 7
Coding region: 159-584 (141 amino acids)
Cellular component (GO): extracellular region
Molecular function (GO): hormone activity
Source: RefSeq, a predicted model, not a curated record